This is a messenger RNA of Hansenula anomala, 717 nucleotides long. Its product is annotated as complex I 24 kDa subunit family protein. The record is from RefSeq and is a predicted model, not a curated record. Gene Ontology annotation, molecular function: NADH dehydrogenase activity. The transcript has a single exon. Lineage: Eukaryota; Fungi; Ascomycota; Saccharomycetes; Phaffomycetales; Wickerhamomycetaceae. Bases 1 to 717 code for a protein of 238 amino acids.
AUGUUGUCCAGAGUGUUGAGAUCCAAUGGGGUCUAUAGAAUAACCACUAGACCAGCAUUCACUGUCACCAAAAGACACUCCCAUAUCGAUGGUGUUCAUCGUAAUACAAAGGAUAACAACCCAACAAUCAAGUUUGAAUUCAAUCCUCAAAACCAGAAAGAAGUGGAAAAGAUAAUAGCUAAAUACCCAGAGCAGUACAAGAAAGCUGCAAUUAUGCCAUUGUUGGACUUGGGCCAACAUCAACAUGGCUAUUGUUCUAUCAGUGUUAUGAAUGAAGUGGCUAAAAUCUUGGAAGUUCCACCAAUGAGAGUUUAUGAAGUUGCAUCUUUCUAUACAAUGUUUCAUCGUAAACCAAUUGGGAAGGUUAAUGUUGGUAUAUGUACAAAUAUUGCUUGUGCGUUGAGAGGUGCUGAUGAUAUUUAUGAUGCAGCAAAGAAAUAUAUGAAGGAACAUAACGAAGAUGGAUUUUUCUCAUUAGAAGAAGUUGAAUGUUCAGGUGCUUGUGCAAAUGCUCCAGUUGCUGAAGUUAACAAUCUUUAUUAUGAAGAUUUGGAUAAAAGUAGUAUUAUUAAGGUCUUUGAAGAUCUUAGAAAAGGUCAAGGUAAACCUGGUCCAGUUGGAGGUAAAAGAACUUCUUGUGAACCUGAAGGUGAAAGAACCUCUUUAUUUGGUAAAGAACCAUUCGACGUCAAGACCGUGACUCGCUCUGAUAUCUAG